UCACGUGAUGCGUGUAUCACCAAGAAAAGAAUGCUACAACUAUAACUCUAUUGUCUCUAUACCUAACCCCCUUCUCACAAUUGGGGGUUCCCAAAUCGCUUACGAUUGGUGCCCUAAUUUCAAUCCGAUCACAAUAAUUCCAUCAAAUUAGCAAUUUUCCACUCGAUUUACACCAAAUUACCUCAAUUUCCCUAUCAAUCUUCGUUCCAAUUGAACUUUUCACCGAUCAAUUUCACAUAAUUUCAGGUAAAAUUUCACUACUCAUCGAUUUGUUCAUCAAUUUCAAAUCUGUUUAAUUUUUUGCUUAAAUUUGAUCAAUUUGAGAUCAAUUUGAGAUGGAUGGAAACAAAGAUGAAGCGUUGAAAUGUCUAAAAAUCGGAAAAGACGCGUUAGGGUUAGGCGAUCGUGUUCGUGCCCUAAAAUUCAUUACGAAAGCUCAACGAUUAGAUCCAUCACUACCUGUUAAUGAUCUGUUAUCGAGUCUAGAAGAUGUUAACUCGCCGGAGAGUCCUGCCGCGGCCGCAGCUGGUGCCGGAAACAGUGAUGGUGUACGGCGUAGGGGUGAACCGGGCGGGUCGGGUUUAGGUUUGGGGUCGGGUUCGGGUCUGGGGUCGGUUACUCAGGAACAGAUUACAAUUGUGAGGGAGAUUAGGAAGAAAAAGGAUUAUUAUGAUGUGUUAGGGUUGGAGAAAUCUUGUAGUGUUGAGGAUAUUAGGAAGGCGUAUCGGAAGCUUUCGUUGAAGGUUCAUCCGGAUAAGAAUAAGGCGGCUGGGGCGGAAGAGGCGUUUAAGAAAGUUUCGAAGGCGUUUCAGUGUUUAAGUGAUGAGGAGAGUAGGAAACAGUAUGAUGUUUCCGGGACUGAUGAGCCGGUUUACGAGAGACAGAAUAGGCGUCGGGCGAACCAAGGGUUCGGGAACGGGUUUUAUUACGAAGGUGAUGUUGAUGCGGAGGAAAUCUUUAGGAACUUUUUCUUCGGAGGGAUGAAUCCGCGGGCUGCAACGCAGUUCAACGGGUUUAAUUUCGGUGCGGGAACGCGCACGAGAGCUACUCAUCACGAGUCGGAUGGGUUUAAUAUGCGAAGUUUGCUUCAGUUGUUACCGGUGCUUGUGAUUCUGUUGGUGAGCUUUUUGCCGUCAAAUGAGCCGGUUUACUCGCUUUCGAGGACUUAUACUUAUGAGCACCGUUUGGUUACGCAAAGAGGGGUUUCUUUUUUUGUGAAAUCGCGCAACUUUGAGCAGGAUUAUCCGGUACACAGUGAAGAAAGAACGCAGCUUGAAGGGAGGAUUGAACAUGAGUAUUUGUCGAUUCUUUCGCACAAUUGUCGGUUGGAGACGCAACGGUUGCACUGGGGGUAUCAGCGCAAUACGCCUAAUUGUGAUGCGUUGAAGAAGUUCGAUGCUGGUUUGGUUUCUUGAUUAAAGAUUUUCUGAUCCUGAUAUCGAAAAGUUCUCGAAGACCUGAGAAUAUGCGUGAAGGGAUCUUUCUCUCAGACUUUGGAUCUCGCAAGUCGGGUUGUAUUCUGCUAUCUGGGUUAUGCAGUGAAGUUGUAAAAGCAACUUCAGACAGAUUUUCUAGCCUAAACUUGUAUGAUCUUAAGUUUGAAAUUACAUGUUUACAGGCAUAAUAGUUGAACCAUUUUGAGCAACUUUGGACCGAGUUUGGAUUAUUUGUGUUAUAAAUUUUUGUAUACUUCUGUUCAGAUAAAUUCGGUACAUUCUGUUCAUGUUUGUGUU
Molecule: messenger RNA, 1733 nt
Organism: Helianthus annuus (common sunflower)
Lineage: Eukaryota; Viridiplantae; Streptophyta; Magnoliopsida; Asterales; Asteraceae
Product: chaperone protein dnaJ 49
Exons: 2
Coding region: 336-1415 (359 amino acids)
Biological process (GO): cellular response to misfolded protein
Cellular component (GO): endoplasmic reticulum membrane
Molecular function (GO): Hsp70 protein binding
Source: RefSeq, a predicted model, not a curated record